Messenger RNA from Arabidopsis thaliana (thale cress), 1632 nucleotides. RefSeq names its product LHY/CCA1-like 1 (gene LCL1). Gene Ontology annotation, biological process: regulation of gene expression; regulation of DNA-templated transcription. The transcript has 8 exons. Gene Ontology annotation, molecular function: DNA binding. Bases 89 to 886 code for a protein of 265 amino acids. The record is from RefSeq and is marked reviewed. NCBI's taxonomy places the organism in Eukaryota, Viridiplantae, Streptophyta, Magnoliopsida, Brassicales, Brassicaceae. Gene Ontology annotation, cellular component: cytoplasm; nucleus.
GGAUAUCGUCGUCAUUUCUCUCUCUAACCCCUUCUCUCUUCAGUCUCUCUCUCUCUAGACGAUCUCUAUCUUGAAUAAAAUACCGAUAAUGACCUCAACCAAUCCGGUGGUCGCCGAAGUAAUACCGGCGGAAACUUCUACAGAUGCUACAGAGACGACGAUUGCAACGACGGAAGCUGGUGAAGCACCGGAGAAGAAGGUGAGGAAAGCUUACACAAUCACCAAGUCUAGAGAGAGUUGGACUGAAGGAGAACACGACAAGUUUCUGGAAGCUCUUCAAUUGUUUGAUCGUGACUGGAAAAAGAUAGAAGAUUUUGUUGGUUCAAAGACAGUUAUUCAGAUCAGGAGCCAUGCCCAAAAAUACUUUCUAAAGGUCCAAAAAAAUGGGACUUUAGCACAUGUUCCACCCCCUAGGCCUAAGCGCAAAGCUGCUCAUCCAUAUCCUCAAAAGGCAUCGAAAAAUGCUCAAAUGUCGCUUCACGUUUCCAUGUCCUUUCCUACUCAAAUAAAUAACCUGCCUGGAUAUACUCCAUGGGAUGAUGAUACAUCUGCAUUGUUAAACAUUGCUGUAAGUGGGGUUAUUCCACCAGAAGAUGAACUUGAUACUCUUUGUGGAGCAGAAGUUGAUGUUGGAUCAAAUGACAUGAUAAGUGAAACUAGUCCUUCAGCAUCUGGUAUCGGAAGCUCAAGCAGAACACUAUCAGAUUCUAAGGGUUUGAGACUGGCGAAACAAGCUCCCUCAAUGCAUGGUCUUCCUGAUUUUGCUGAGGUUUAUAACUUCAUUGGGAGUGUGUUCGAUCCUGACAGCAAAGGCCGCAUGAAAAAGCUCAAGGAAAUGGAUCCUAUAAAUUUCGAAACUGUGAGUUGGAGCUUUACUUGCCUUUAGAUUAACUGAUAUGUGUGUUGCAGCAUAUCAAUCAUUUAGUCUUCUUCUUUGAGUUCCCGAAUAAAUUCAGCUGUGUGAGAAGAUAAAUAUAAAGAUCAGUACUUGCAAUAUAUAGAUUCACGAGUUGGAAACACCAAAAAGCCAAAGUACCAUGAUUCUAUGGAGAUGUUGGUCAAAUAAUGGGAUUGUUACAACCAUGAGUCAGUUUUAGGUGUCAUGGUUUUGCUGUUGAUGAGAAACCUCACAGUGAACUUGUCAAACCCUGACUUUGAACCUACUUCUGAAUAUGUUGAUGCUGCAGAGGAAGGUCAUGAACACUUAAGCUCUUAGCUGUUUGUGCACUCAACAAGUUAUAUAUCUUCUUGACGACUUCUUGCUCGCAACAACUCUCUACCAGCUAUCAAGUAAGUUUGGUGUUAUACCGCAUCCCUCCGACACCAAUAUAAAACACUAUAAUAAGAACGUUCGCAUUGACUUAAUAGAUUAUAUCGAAACCUAACACCACAGUUCACUAAGGUUUUCACCUUAAUGUUUCUCAUUUGUUACUGUAGUUAUUGUCUCACAUGAUCGAACGUCAUAAUAAGAAUGAUCUGUAGAUCAUAACUGUUAUAUUCUCAGCGUUGCUGCUAUUAUUCUGAUUACACUACCCUUAAGGUCUUAAGAAUAUUGCUCUUACGGUCUACCAAAUUGCUAUUGAUCUCUGUAUAUGGUGGAUUGUGUCAGAUGCAUUCUACGGUUGUUGUCUG